AUGGCCAUGAAAAUAAGGAAUUCAUUUCAAAUGUGUGCGUACAUAGUAGUAGUUGCAGGAACAGUUUUAGUGUAUAAUCCAGAUCAUUCAAAUGGUGCUCAGUACUUGGUAGGAGGGGAGAACUACAAGUGGUCUAUCCCUCUAACCAAUGACUUCUACACUAAUUGGUCUUCCUCUCACUCUUUCGUCGUCGGCGACACUCUGUUGUUUGACUAUGAUCCAGAGCUUCACAACUUGUUCCAAGUAUCGGGGCGUGAGUUUAAAGCCUGCACUGCAGAUCAACCUUUCAGUGUUUACACUGGUCCAGCAAAUGUUCUUCUAAUGGAGGAAGGUGUCUUUUAUUAUGUCUGUACCAUUUUAAACUAUUGUUCCCUUGGCCAAAAGCUUAUGGUUGCUGUUGAAGAACGUCGACCUUCACCUCCACCGGCUGCUUCUCCAGGCUCUCCAGCGCCAGCUGCCUCUGUGCUGCUGCUGAAUUAA
This is a messenger RNA of Daucus carota subsp. sativus, 480 nucleotides long. RefSeq names its product mavicyanin-like. The transcript has 2 exons. The coding region runs from base 1 to 480 and encodes 159 amino acids. Lineage: Eukaryota; Viridiplantae; Streptophyta; Magnoliopsida; Apiales; Apiaceae. Gene Ontology annotation, molecular function: electron transfer activity. Gene Ontology annotation, cellular component: plasma membrane. The record is from RefSeq and is a predicted model, not a curated record.